Helianthus annuus (common sunflower) is the source of this 1951-nucleotide messenger RNA. RefSeq names its product probable E3 ubiquitin-protein ligase ZFP1. The record is from RefSeq and is a predicted model, not a curated record. Lineage: Eukaryota; Viridiplantae; Streptophyta; Magnoliopsida; Asterales; Asteraceae. The transcript is spliced from 7 exons. Bases 214 to 1644 code for a protein of 476 amino acids. Gene Ontology annotation, molecular function: ubiquitin protein ligase activity.
AUUAGAGAAAUAAUAAGUAGACAACAAGAGGGUUUUCAUAUUUCAAGAAUCUCUUUCUUUCUCCCCAAAUAAUAUUAUCUUCGAUCGAAUUAACCCUGUCAAAAGCUCCGAUCAACCCUUUCAACGUUUUUUGGCUCAAAUUUGUAACUUAAUUCGAGCUCUGGUGUUCGUUGAUGAUAAAAAGGAUUUGCUUGCAAUUCAUCAUUCAAGAACAUGGCACAACGUAACAUCCUUUAUACGGGUCCAAUACUCGAAACGGAACACGGCCCGAUCCAUCCAGAACCAUGUGUAGUACCUUACGGUGGUAUACCGAGUUUCCCGCAACCAACUAAUAAUCACACAAUAUUACCACCCUCUGGAAACCGAACAAGUUUCAAUCCCCAACACAUGCCAGAAACUCACGGACCUUUGCCACAUGGCAUCACUCAAUUCAACGGUCUCGAUCAUCUUCAUCAUCCCGCUAACAACGUAUUCAUGACACCUGCCGGUGCCCGCGUUUUCCCGGUUCACGCGAUGCAAGAUCAAUCACCGUUUUUCAACAUUCGUGGAACCUUGGAAAACUGUCAGUUUGUCGAUGGAUUUAAACGAAAGAACGCUGAAGGAUUCCCGAACAACGUUCAGUAUUUUUGUCCGACAGUGGGAUCGAGUUCUUCGGCUAUGAACACCGAAGGAACAAUGAUGGACGGUCCGUCGUUGGUCAUGGAACCACCGGUCCAUAGAAGUGGGAGAAAUAGAGGGGUUGACCCGGUUUUAACUCAUAGUAGCGGCCAUUUGAUCCCGGGUAAUUACGGUGCUCAUCCUCUUCAGGCGGUUCCUAACCCGUGGAUGGAUCAACCGUUUUGCGGUAAUGGUAAUGAUGGCGGUGCUUUUUCGUGGAAUCACGGUCCCGGUCUACCCUAUCUCCAAGGACCUAUCAAUGGGGGUGGUAUGGAGGCUGCGAAUGUAGGAUUACAUGGAUAUCAAGUCACACCGAGCAACCGAAAUCCGACACCUUUCGUGCACCCGACAGCCAUCACGCCACAUCACAAUCUCCACUGCCCGCCGCCAAUGCAAGGCCCUAAUAUAGACUUCCAUUCUCAACUUGUGUCAGCUUCUCGCAGGCUUCCAACAAACGCAACUAUAAAUCCUUUCCGGUUUGUGGGUCCCGCACAUCCAAAUGGAGUUGGGGUUGUUCGGCCUCACCGACGGGAGCUCAUGGUUGAGGCAAAUGCUAGACAUCGGGUCUUUCCCCAUUUAAGAGUUCUCCCUGAAGAUGGCGUUGCGAUUCUCGAUAUCUCUGGUUAUCAUGAAGUAGGAAACUCGGUCGAUCAGCAUAGAGACAUGCGUUUGGAUAUAGAUCACAUGUCUUACGAGGAGCUUGUUGCACUUGGAGAACAGAUCGGUAGUGCUGGCUCGGGUCUGUCAGAUGAAUUCAUUCUAGAACAUCUAAAAACUCGAGUACUUGCUAUGUCGAUAUCUUCUGCUGAUCAAGAACUUAACUCUUGCGUGAUUUGUCAGACUAAUUAUGAUGACCAAGAACAAAUCGGGGUCCUAGAUUGCGGGCACGAAUACCAUGUCGAGUGUGUGAAAAAGUGGUUGGCUGUGAAGAACACAUGCCCGGUUUGCAAAUCAACAGCGCUUGCGGCAAAAGCGAAGGAGUCGUAAAAGCCGAAGAAACGGGAAGAGAAACAAGAAGUGGGCUUGAAACAGUUCGGCCGGUCUUGUUUGUUUUCUGAUAUAAAUAUACAAGUAAAAGAGGUGGUGGUGUUGUUCUCCUCUCUCUUUUAUAAAUUAUGGUAAAUAUGGAAACUUGGUUUUGUUUCUUUCUGAGACGUGACGGUUAACAAACUGUUGAAAAAGAACCGUAAUCGUAAUCUCGGAUGAACCUUUUUGUACAGACUUUUGGUGGAUGACCUGUCUGGCGUAAUAUGUACUUAUGAAUGUUAAUAUCAGGUUGAACAUUCAUUGAAUC